UGUGAGCGAUGACGUCAAUGUGCGGAAGUAAACACACCGCAGCGCUUCAUGUUCAUGAAAUGUAUAAGAUCCUCUGAUCAUGUAUUAAAUAAUAUAUGACUAUUAAUAAUAUAAAGUUAACAGUCCGGGGUUGAAUCGUACGCUUCAAUGGCUCAGAUCAGGGCAGCAGAAGAAAGCGCUGUGCUGUAAAUAUCACUGAUUAUUGAUUAUUGAUGUGGGUUCGGGAUGGCUGCGGGUUUCGCUCCGCCGAAGCUCAGAGACUUUAUUCUCACAGAGAAACUGGGAAGCGGCACAUACGCCACAGUUUAUAAAGCGUUCAGAAAGACUGACAGCAGGGAAGCGGUGGCUGUGAAGGUGGUCAGUAAGAAAAGUCUCAAUAAAACCUCAAUGGAAAAUCUUCUGACUGAGAUUGAGAUCCUGAAGACGGUCCGUCAUCCUCAUAUAGUGCAGCUCAAAGACUUCCAGUGGGACAGUGAUAACAUCUAUCUGAUUCUGGAAUGGUGUUCGGGAGGAGAUUUGUCCAGUUUUAUCCGUAGUCGACGGAUUCUUCCGGAAAGAGUCGCGCGCCGUUGCCUACAGCAGAUUGCUUGUGCUCUUCAGUUUCUCCAUGAGAAGAACAUCUCUCAUCUGGACCUCAAACCUCAGAACAUUCUCCUGAGUGGAAACGUAUUAAAGCUCGCAGACUUUGGUUUUGCGCAGUACAUGAGCCCGUGGGACGAGCAGCACGCGCUCAGAGGCUCUCCGCUCUACAUGGCUCCAGAGAUGGUGUGUCGCCGGCACUACGACGCUCGCGUGGAUCUGUGGUCCGUCGGGGUCAUUCUGUACGAAGCUUUAUUUGGACGAGCUCCGUUUGCCUCUCGCUCCUUCGCUGAACUGGAAGAGAAGAUCCGCAGUGAGAAACCCGUCGAGCUGCCGUGCGGAGCCAGAGUUUCCCGAGACUGUCGAGAUCUCCUGCUCCGGCUGCUGGAGAGAGACCCGGACACACGCAUCUCCUUCCACGAGUUCUUCCUUCACGCGUUCGUGGAUCUGGAGCACAUGCCGAGCGCCGAGAGCCUGGCGAAGGCCAAAGCGCUGGUGACGCAGGCGGUGCAGAAGGACCAGGACGGGCAGCGGGCGGCAGCGCUGUCUCUCUACUGCAGUGCACUCGAACACUUCGUUCCCGCCAUUCACUACGAACCCGACCGACUGAGGAGGGAAGCACUGAGACAGAAGGUGAAUCAGUACGUGUCUCGAGCCGAGGAGCUCAAAGCUCUGGUCAGGUCCGACAAUAAAAUCAGUUUUGAGGCGGCAAAAUCAACCAGGAACAUAUUAAUAGAGCUGUGCCGAGAUCAGCCGCGCGUGCGGAGCGCUCUGGAGGCGGCGUCCAGCGCUGUGUCCCGGGAGGAGAGCGGAGCCGAGGACUACGACACUCUUGAUUUAUACCAGCAGAGUUUGGGCGAACUACUCUUGGCACUGGCAGCUGAAGCCCAGGGCCGGCGCAGAGAACUGCUCCACAGCGAGGUGAGAGGAUCAGUGUUUACCAGUGUUUAUUCUGGACCCCAUACGGCUCUCAUCAGCUCGAGACCAGCGCUCGCACGCGUCAUACACAUCGAGAAGAGCGCAUUUAGGCCACGCCCACACGCCUUUAGGACAUCUGUGGUCAGAUCAUCUAGUCAGGACCUCAUCUGUGACACUUCGACUUCCAUCAAAAGGCAGAUCUUCAUUACAGGCCGUUCCAGCUGA
Molecule: messenger RNA, 1722 nt
Organism: Rhinichthys klamathensis goyatoka
Lineage: Eukaryota; Metazoa; Chordata; Actinopteri; Cypriniformes; Leuciscidae
Gene: ulk3
Product: unc-51 like kinase 3
Exons: 14
Coding region: 226-1722 (498 amino acids)
Biological process (GO): autophagosome organization; protein autophosphorylation; peptidyl-serine phosphorylation
Cellular component (GO): cytoplasm; autophagosome
Molecular function (GO): ATP binding; protein serine/threonine kinase activity
Source: RefSeq, a predicted model, not a curated record